This is a messenger RNA of Radiomyces spectabilis, 648 nucleotides long. Its product is annotated as P-loop containing nucleoside triphosphate hydrolase protein. Lineage: Eukaryota; Fungi; Mucoromycota; Mucoromycetes; Mucorales; Radiomycetaceae. The coding region runs from base 1 to 648 and encodes 215 amino acids. The record is from RefSeq and is a predicted model, not a curated record. Gene Ontology annotation, cellular component: nucleus; cytoplasm. The transcript is spliced from 5 exons. Gene Ontology annotation, molecular function: GTP binding; GTPase activity. Gene Ontology annotation, biological process: protein import into nucleus; ribosomal subunit export from nucleus.
AUGGCUGAGCAACAACAGAUUCCUACCUUUAAAUUGGUUCUCGUUGGUGAUGGUGGUACCGGUAAAACCACCUUUGUGAAGCGUCACUUGACUGGUGAAUUCGAAAAGAAGUAUGUCGCCACUCUUGGUGUCGAAGUUCAUCCUCUCAAGUUCAGCACCAACUUUGGUGAAAUCAUCUUCAACACUUGGGAUACUGCCGGUCAAGAAAAGUUUGGUGGUCUCCGUGAUGGUUACUACAUUCAGGGCCAGUGCGCUAUCAUCAUGUUCGAUGUCACCUCUAGAAUCACUUAUAAGAACGUGCCCAACUGGCAUCGUGAUCUUGUUCGCGUCUGCGAAAACAUUCCCAUUGUUCUUUGCGGUAACAAGGUUGACAUCAAGGAACGUAAAGUCAAGGCCAAGACCAUCACUUUCCACCGAAAGAAGAACUUGCAGUACUACGAUAUCUCUGCCAAGUCCAACUACAACUUCGAAAAGCCUUUCUUGUGGUUGGCUCGCAAGUUGAUUGGUAACCCCAACCUCGAAUUCGUUGCUGCUCCUGCUCUUGCUCCUCCUGAGGUCGUCGUUGACAACGCAUUGAUGCAACAGUACCACCACGAAAUCGAGGAAGCUGCUGCACAACCUCUUCCCGAGGAAGAUGACGAUUUGUAA